Molecule: messenger RNA, 3660 nt
Organism: Cephus cinctus (wheat stem sawfly)
Lineage: Eukaryota; Metazoa; Arthropoda; Insecta; Hymenoptera; Cephidae
Product: mitochondrial fission regulator 2
Exons: 5
Coding region: 23-949 (308 amino acids)
Biological process (GO): aerobic respiration; mitochondrial fission
Cellular component (GO): mitochondrion
Source: RefSeq, a predicted model, not a curated record
UCUCUCGACUGAACAUGUGCACAUGUGCACAAACUCUUUCUUACUGAUUGUGUUGAGUUUCGCUUCUACGUGUUUGCUCCGUGCUGGCGGCACAUUAGACAGAAUUACACGAAGCCAAAAACGGUCUAGAAAAAAAAGAACUUUUUUUUGCUUGGUAAACGUGGGUUCCCCAAAAACCAUUGGUGCGUGUUCAGUACUAUUGGGCGCUAUUUUUAGGAAUUUGAAGAAUUUUUUACCACACCAAAAGAAAAUGGGAGAAACACCAAAGUAUUACGGAAAGAGACGCAGCAUUGUGCGACGAAUUGGAUCACUCCUACCACUAAAACCGCCACCUAAAAUAUAUGUCAGUGUCACAGCCUUACACUCGAUGACGAAUUCUAUGAUCAAUGAGGAGACUAGUAGUGACUGUAUUGAUUCCAAUGUUGUUGGACCUGGAAAUGGUCGACUAUCAGGGAGUAAACCAGAUUUGUUGGAACCAAUCAGUUUUGGUUCAGAGGUGCGGCUUCUUGCUCUAGAACAAGAACUACAAGAAUUACGUGAACAAAUCUCGUUAAUUGUCAAUACUACCAAACAAGUAGAUAAACAAUCUUCAUUAUCUUCUUUAAAAAAUGGAUAUGAGAAUGGCCUACCGCCACCCCCACCGCCUCCUUUACCACCACCAACAACACCUCAUAUAGCACGAAGAGCUAGUCUUCAAGAUCACAAAUUCGAAGAUCGUACUAAACCUCAGUUGUUGGCUCAAAAGUCUAUGGGAGAUAUACUCAAAGAUAUUGACAAAGUCAAGUUGAAGCCAGUUGCAAGGUCACCGGGUGGUCGUCCUUUACGAGUCAAACGCGAAAAUAGUCCUUGUAAUGAUUUACAAGAAAUUUUACGAAGAAGGUACAUUGCGAUGAAAACACCCGAUAGCAGGAACUCGUCAGCCAACGUGACACUUGAUGAUUCGUUUUAAUAUGCCAUUUAAAUCUGUAGAAGACCUGAAUUUUUUUUUUUAACAGAGCAUUCACAGUGGUCUGUGGCUUAAUUCUUAUAGCUUGAGCAUGCAUUGAGCAAACAUAGGUAACCCAUUUUCUUUCAUCGGCCACGUAUUUCAAACAAUCAAAAUUGAAGAAAAAAAAUCCGAAAGUUACUAUUUACAAUUUGCUGUUCCAUUUAUUAGAUAUGUUUGCAUAUAUUUUAAGCCUUUCCCAAGCAGGCUUGGGAUUCAAGAGCUCUUUUAAUAAAUUUAUAUUUAAAAAACAUUAGCCACUACUUAGAAAAGACAUAGUAUUCGCAAGAAAUUGAAUGGAACUCUUUAAACUCAGUGAACUGUCAAGCUGUGAAACAAUUUUGUGCACUUUAUCAGAUAUCGAUACUUAAAACUUGUUACGUUGUGCUAUCUUUAAUUGGUACUUCUCUUUUAUCAAAGUUACUUUCAUGCUAUGUGAUAUAAUAAUAUGACGAAUAAGAAUUACAUGGUAUAAAUCAACAUGUUUUUUAUAAAAUUCAUAAUGGAAAUGUAAAUACAUUUUUCAAAAUUAUUCUAGUUGCGUAACACUAUGGUUGGUGCCAUGCAAUCUUUAUUCGUAUUAAUUAUGUGUGCCUCUUUUAAGAGUAAUUAUGAUUAAUGAAGAACUCAUACAUCAAAUGAUUAUAUAAUUAUUCAAAUUGUAAUAAUUAAUGUGGAAUUAGACCAACACCAAUGCUGAAUUAGUUGCAUCAUUCAGUUUUUUGGUUCCUAUGCUUGCUCAAUUUCUGCUCAUAACUGUAAAGGUCUGAUUUUUUUUAAUUGUAAUAUCUCAUUGAUUUGUAAGUCAUGCCUGAGCGUGAAUUUUUGAAAUUCGUCCAAGACCUUCGUAACGUGUAAAGAAAUUGCGUGAGCCUUGACACCAAACUUGAGAUGUCGACACGAAUAUGUAAAUAGAGAAUUGAAAGGAGUCUGUUAUUUUUAUCAACGUUUUAUUUGUAUGGAAUGUUUCAACAGUUUUCGAAUUACUUGACGGUCUUAAGAGUAACACUUCCGUAAUUAGAGUCAACGACGAAAUAGUAUGAAUCAAAAUGCCAAUCUUUUGUUUAAUAUUGUUUUUGUUCGAAUCGUUGUUCAUUCUAGGAAGUACUUAUAAUUUGUUAUAACAAUUAUAAUCAAAACAAAUUUUGCAUUACAGAAAAAAAAAACAUUUUUUUCUUUCAUUGCAAAGCUUUAUAUUAAUAUACUACCUGUGUUCAUACAUUUUCAAAACAUAAACUUUUAUACUUUAAUAUUCUGAAACUGUCAACAAAAACGUUAAUCAUAUUCCCGAAAAUGUCAAUGAAUAAUUGUAUUAUCGAAUGUCUGUCUACAUCCUUAAACGCAAUAUUAUUAUUUUUACACCACAUUCUUGAAAUCCACUGUUUUCUCUGGGCAGCAUGUACAAUGUGACGAAAAAAAAUAUUAAAUAUUAUUAAAAAAUUAAAGUAUUAAAAAUACUGUAACAAUUUUUAUAGAAACAGUGGUUGUUACAUAUGAGGAUGAUAAUGGCGAUAGUAUACCGAUACACAAAUUUCAGUACAAAAAAAAUUCUAGCAAUAGCAUUACACAUAACAAAUUCCGUAUAAAUUGUACUUUUUAUUUGACAUUUGGGAAUAUAUUUCAUAAAUAUCCAAAAACGUAGAAAUACAAGGUAUAGACGGAACUUAAAUCUUCAAUGAAAUUACGUGCAUAACUGUUGCAUCCUUUUAACCCUGAAUGAACUGUAAGGCUGUUGUAUGUAUGAGUCUCUCAUUUGCAAACUGUAAUUUCAUAUUUAGUUUAAAAAGAUUCUAUCUUAUAAUGAGGAGAGCAAAUAUAUUUUUCCUUUGAUCUGAGAGUUGAGUUAAAUUUUGACUUUGGAAAAAUAUCUCACAAAUAACUUUAGCAUUUUUAUAUAAUAUUUGGUUUCAUAUUUUUCAAUUAUAGCACAUUAAACAUUGGCAAAUAUUAUGUGAACUCAACGAGUGAUAGUAAAUAAUACUUUUAUAAUGUCUGCAUCCAGAAAUAAACGUUACAUAAAAUAUUAUGAUACAUCGUACGCUUAAUGAAACCUUUGUAUUGUUUUAAAUGAUGUAAUGCUUUCAAUGAGACAUCAUAUAUGGUUUGCGUUACAGUAACAUACUUAUUUUAUAUUUUCGACUGCUUUCGAAUGAAAUUAGACGUACGGUGCAAUUUUAUGUUUUAACUAUUAUUAAUGAUUUUAAUAGUUUUGAGACUGAACGAGAUCUGCAAAGGUGUGACGGUUGUACAGAUGUACGUGUUUUAUACCUGAAGCUUUUAUCAAUGACUCGAAAUAAAUGUUAUUGUUACCUAACUUUGUAUAUAACUUAUUCUAAAAUGAUAAGCUCCGUACCCUUAGAAGAGAACAAAGUAACUUGUUAAAGAAUGCCAUUUCUGAGUCACUUCUUAAUUUUAAAUACAUGUAUACUUGUAAGACUCAUCUAAAAUUGUCAAUUAUAAUUUCAUUGUACAUACAUUCAAAUUUCAUGUUCUUGAGUUUUGCUAGAAAUUGAACUUUGUAUUGCAUUUUAGGGACAGCUGACGCAAAUUUCGAUCAACGAAACGAAAUUAAUAAUCAAGGGGAUUUUCAUCCAAGCAUAUACUUUAUUUUUUAAUCGAAUGUUAUAUUAAAUUAUAAUUUGAUGUAAACAACAAGUAUAAAAGAUUUGCGUAUA